AUCUUGUCGCCGCUUCGGGCUUUCGUCUCCACCGCCUUGAUGCCGCCCCGGGAGCAGGAGUAGCGGCUCAUCGCCAACUACCCUUCUCCGUCGGAGCGUGCGUCGUCGUCACCGGCGAUCCCCACCCACCUCCUCACUGCGCCGCCUCGCCGUCCGCCCCUUCUCCACCUUGCCCUCAACCCGCCACAGAUCCCUCUCCCUCCCUUCCUCGUCCCCGGCCUUCCUCGCCGCAAACACUGCCCCCUCUUCUCCGCUUUCCUUCCUCCUCUCCACCUCAGCCGCCGGCCACGAUCUCAGCCGUGAUCUGGAAGAGGCUCUUCUUUUAAUUUCAGAGCCUUAACCUUAAUACAAGUAACAGUUUGGGGGUUCAACUGAACCCCCAUGUCCCAAGUUGGAUCCGCCCCUGCUCCCAUGGUGACAUCCCAUGAAGAUGCUAAGAAGGCGUAUGCUGAUUUCGAGAAGAAGGUCAAGAGGACCAUCUAUAUUGAUCAUCUUUCCCCUCAAGUCACGAGCUCAGUACUUAAAGCAGCCCUUGCCCAAUGUGCAAAUGUUGUCGAUGUGGAGUUCAUUGUUAAUUACACAAUCCCGUAUGACAUUCCUUCUGCUGCAUUGGUGGAAUUGGAUGACGAAAUACAAGCUAAGGCUGCACUAGACUUGAUGAAUGAUUUCCCUUUCAUAAUUGGCGGGAUGCCAAGGCCUGUAAGAGCUACAUGUGCAAAGCCCGACAUGUUUCGGGAACGCCCUCCUUGCCCUGACAUCAAGAAAGAGUUCCGGUGGGUAAAACAAGAAGAUGGAACAGAGUAUGAAGGAAUGAAGAAAUUGAGGAUCCUAGCAAAAAGGCAAGAAGCAGAAAAUAUGGCACUCAUAAAGAAUCAAUUGGAAGAGGAGAAGGAGCUGGCAAAGCAGCAGCAGGAAUUACUCGAUGGAAAUUACAAGAAGUACGACAUGCUGGAGAAUGUCGUACAGAACGGAAACAUGAAGAGCCUAGCUCAGCAUUAUGGAGUCAGCCUGGCCGAUGAGUUUUGACAAUUCAAUCCAUGAGCUGCUCGCUCACUAAUAAGUCCGGUCUAGUUCCCGGUGCAGCAACAUGCCUAAUAACCUUUCUCUCUCUCUCUCUCUCUCUCUCUUUCUCUCUCUCUCUAGGCCUUUAGGGCAGUGAUAAAUCAUGUCAAUGUGUGAGAUGAAAUAAUAAUUGAAUGACUGGUUUGAGGCACGCAUUAGGCGUGAUCAAAGGCAUAUCCUCUGUGUAAAGAUAGUUGCCUGCCUGCUAUAAUUUAUCUGGAGGGGUUAUUGACAACAGCACUGGUUUCUUCCUUGUGAUUCUCUGACGUCCUGCGAGAUGGUUACCAUAAGUAUGUCUUAAUUUAUAUGGUGAAGCCUGCUUAAUUACCAAGCAUUGAACUGUGCUGUCGUAUACUAGAGCUGAUGCAUUUCUUGCUUAGUUUCAGAGACUCGUGGAUGUACUGAUAAGUUACUUCGAGGAGAAGGUAUCUGUUGUAGGCCUGACUGAAGUUAGCUGUAGAGUGUAUGGAACUGGAAGUCUUAAAAUUUUGGGCUUGUUUUUCGGUUUCUAGUGCUAAAGAUGAUACUUACAAUUAUGGGUCUUGUAUUGAUCAGUUGAAAACUCAAGAUUAUACGUAUCAAUAAUCAGUUGAAAACUCAAGAUUGUACUGCA
Oryza sativa Japonica Group (Japanese rice) is the source of this 1675-nucleotide messenger RNA. Its product is annotated as ASI1-immunoprecipitated protein 1. NCBI's taxonomy places the organism in Eukaryota, Viridiplantae, Streptophyta, Magnoliopsida, Poales, Poaceae. Gene Ontology annotation, molecular function: RNA binding. The record is from RefSeq and is a predicted model, not a curated record.